UUACAUAAUAAUAAUCGUUUAAAAGUUGCGAUAUUAUAAUAGAAGUCUUAAUUUAUGCCAUUAUGCAUGUCUAAUCAACGAUAUGUUCAUUACGUAGACGUAUACUUAUAUCUCAAUGCCCCCUGCACUAUAUCAUCUGUCAUGCUAAAUGUCAAUUUUAAUUUGUUGUGUAUUUUCUGUUUACUUGUUUACUUACAGAUCGGCUGAUGACUUGCCUUCAAGAUACUAAUUCAUGCCUUAAAACAAUUAUCAGUUUUUCAACACGUGCUUAUUUAUAUUAUAUACUGAAUUUGAAAAAAAGUAUAGAAAAUUAGUAAAGGGGAUAUUUACACGCGUGAUUUUAUAUAUAUUAUAUAUUGUUUACGCGUCUAUGUAAGUAUAACAAUGCUUUGUUUCUCUGUGAAACUUGAACUUGAAACUGUGAUUGAUUUAUAGCAUGGCUUUAUAUAAAUGGUCCCCGACGUCUCGCUGACGUUCAUUUUGAGUAGUGAUCAACCCUUGUCGACAUUUCCACAGGUAAACCAGCCAGAAAUGGAAACGGCAAUGUUAAAAGUUUUUCUGCUGUUAGUUUUAAUCAACGUAACGAUGGGAGGAUGGAGGCCUUAUCCCCGGACCGAAAUUUGCACGGCACCCCCAGAGAUUGGACCCUGUUAUGCAUAUUUAGAACGGUUUUUCCAUGUCAAUGGAUUGUGUCUCCCUUUUGUGUAUGGCGGAUGUGAAGGAAAUGCCAACAACCACGAGACCUUCCAAGAUUGUUUACAAGCAUGCGUUUUCCCAAGACCGCCAAGGCCGUUUUAUUAACAUCACAAUAAAUGAAUAUUAUUCUAAAGCCUUAAAGAACACUUAAUACAUUUACGAAUUUAUAAUCAGCCCGUUCCGGUAAAAAUUGAGCAAAAUAAA
Molecule: messenger RNA, 900 nt
Organism: Pecten maximus
Lineage: Eukaryota; Metazoa; Mollusca; Bivalvia; Pectinida; Pectinidae
Product: PI-stichotoxin-Hcr2e-like
Exons: 3
Coding region: 451-801 (116 amino acids)
Molecular function (GO): serine-type endopeptidase inhibitor activity
Source: RefSeq, a predicted model, not a curated record